This is a messenger RNA of Scatophagus argus, 8390 nucleotides long. RefSeq names its product AF4/FMR2 family, member 4 (gene aff4). Gene Ontology annotation, biological process: regulation of gene expression. The transcript is spliced from 21 exons. NCBI's taxonomy places the organism in Eukaryota, Metazoa, Chordata, Actinopteri, Scatophagidae. The record is from RefSeq and is a predicted model, not a curated record. Gene Ontology annotation, cellular component: nucleus; super elongation complex. Bases 1158 to 4592 code for a protein of 1144 amino acids.
AAUAUCGUAAAGUAUUUUAUCUGAUUAUCAACUCUAUUCAGUGGUUAUCUGACAUUUGGGGUGAAUGUUAAUUGAAAUUUCCUCAGAAAAAUUCAGUGGUUUCAUACCUAGCUAGCCGCUAGCCUAGCCUGUAAAAGCUACAAGCAGAUUUGACUAGCUAACAUUAUGCUAAAGCGAAGGUGCAGGUAGUCCUGUAGGUAGCGUGUUAGCCUCUUGCUAAAAGGGCAGACCUUAUAACUACUUUUGAGUUGUGUUGACGGCAAACAUUGGUUGUUUGAAAUCAUGUUAGCGCUGGAUGUUACUGUUGUUCUUGCGCUGGCUUCUUCCGUUCUCGAAAAGAAAGGCAAACAUCGUAGAGAUGAUGAUCACGGUUCUGUUAAUGUAAUGUUGGCUAACAGGUCAUGACGUCGGAUGUUUUGUGUUUUCUCUGUUUAUCCAUCUUUGACAUAACUUACACGCUUAAGUUUACUAUCACUAAUUUAUGUUACCGACGAGGACAUAAUUUUUUGGUAUUAACGUUUGGUUCAAAUGAUAAACAGAAGUAACUGCGGUCCAGUUCAGCUUUGUGAAUUAAACUACAGAUGAACUAUUAAAGCUGGGCAAAUCAAAUACAAGCAACAAAUGUUUCACUUGCUUACUGUCUCUGUACUCAGGUAGCACAGUUUAACUAAUCUAAUGCCCUAACAGCCGUCAGUUUUCUCACAAUGACCAGAAAAAACUUUUGGUUUGUUGUCAUGGACGUUAGGCUCCGUACAUUGUAUCCGGCAUGUAUUAUAUGAGAUUACACUCAGUAUCAUCCCUGGAUGUCACAAGUCAAAAAUCCUAAUGACUUUAAUAUACUGCUGCGUAGAAAGAAAACAGGACAGUCUGUUUAGCUUUGGUCGAGGAAAAGGACAGCUGAUAUGCUUUUCUAGGAAGCCAUUUUACGUGCCACAGUUGGGGGAAGGGCCAGUAAAUGCAUCCUAAGUCCAGAGUAACUUUCAACAGUUAGGGCUACCACCAAUACUUGUAUAUAUCUGGCUGGGUGCACUUUGCGUAUGGAGACAAGGACAGAGCUAUCAACCUGUUUAUAACACCUCACAGAGGGUGAGGCCUGAGGUCAUGAACUCAUUUAUGGCAGGUAGCUGUGAAGUGGUGUAACAUCUGUGGUGAGCAACAUGAACCGUGAGGACCGGAAUGUGCUCCGAAUGAAAGAAAGAGAAAGGCGAAAUCAAGAAAUCCAGCAGGGAGGAGGAGAGGCCUUUCCAGCAAAUUCACCUCUCUUUCCUGAACCCUACAAAGUGUCCAGUAAGGAAGAUAAACUGUCCAGCCGUAUUCAGAGCAUGCUGGGCAAUUACGACGAGAUGAAAGAUCCAAUUGGUGAUACACUUCCAAAGCUUGGUGGUAAACCUUCUAACAGUUCGUCUUCCUCUGAGGAGAAAUCGGGCCCACCUUUGUUUGGUGGGGACCAGCGUGGUGUCAGUAGUGGUGGCAGCAACCAGAGCAGUAAGUGGACUCCUGUUGGCCCUGCAGCAGGUGGAUCUUCAUCCCAGUCCCAGAAACGCUCAGGACUCAGCAGUCAGAGGGGCAACGGGGGUAGUAGUGGCAGCAGCAGCAGUAGCCAAAGACACGGAGGUGAAAAGAAGUCAAGUAAACACAGUGGGGGGUCAGAACACUCAAAGUCACACACGUCGAGUCCAGCCAAGGGCUCUCUGAGUUCCUCUGGCAGCAACAGCCAUUUGCGGAGUUCCUUGUCUGCAGAGCAGCAUCACAGCAAGGAGCGCUACCGCUCCAAGUCCCCACGAGAAAGAGAGGCCAACUGGGACUCACCCUCGCGGGUUCACACCUCCUUCCCCAGUGGACAGCACUCAAGUCAGACCUUUCCCCCAUCUCUCAUGUCCAAACCCGGCUCCAUGCUGCAGAAGCCCACAGCGUAUGUGCGGCCUAUGGACGGCCAGGAAACUGCAGAACUCAAGAGCUCCCAAGCAGAAAGCUACAGUGGACAGUCACACAGCAGCACCAUGGGAGAGAUGAAGUCCAACAGCAAGGCCUCACUGUCCAAACUUAAGAUCCCCUCACAGCCUGUAGAGGGAUCCGGUGAUGCCCACUGCGUUGAUGAGAUUCUAAAGGAAAUGACUCAGUCGUGGCCUCCUCCUUUGACAGCCAUCCACACCCCCUGCAAAACUGAGCCCUCCAAGUUUCCAUUCCCUACUAAGGACUCUCACCCUUUUUCAAGUGGACACAAGCGAGGCAGUUCUUCCAAGAGCUCCAGCAGCCACCAGCCCAAAGCUUGUGAUGACCAGCCAACUAAGCUGGAAGAUGACCUGAAGCUAAGCAGCAGUGAGGACAGUGAUGGAGAACAGGACUCUGCCAAGAAUGCCUCAAGGAACACAUCAGCAAGCAAUAAUAGUGAAGGCGCAGAGCAAUCGAGGGACGACUCGAGCAGCCACAGCGGUUCAGAGAGCAGCUCGGGCUCAGACAGCGAGAGUGAAAGCAGCACGACGGACAGUGAAGCCAAUGAGCACCCACGGCCAGCUUCUCCUGAACCUGAGCAACCCAUGGCCAACAAGUGGCAGCUAGACAACUGGUUCAAGAAGGCCAAACAGUUCUCACCAGCCUCUCCAGUGGACAAUAAUGUUCCAACAAAGUGCAAGAAAGAAGGCAGAGAUAACGGCUCAGGACGUGGCUAUACUAGCCAGGGAGGGGGUUCAAAAGACUCAACGGCACCAGCCCCAAGCAGGGACCUACGGGCAGCACAAAAAGGUGCAGAGGGUGGCCGUGGCCGGCAAAAGUCCCCUGCUCAGAGUGAGGGGGGCACAAACCCGCGAAGGAGUGUGGGUAAAAAACAGCCUAAAAAGUCUGAGAAGCCCCUAGUGGUGGAGGAGCCCAAGGGAGGUCUGAGAGUGGAGAGUGAGCCAGCUCCAGAGUUACCUCCUCAUCGGCCCAAAGCUGCUACUAAGGGUUCCCGCAAACCAAACAUUAAAAAAGAGUCUAAAUCCUCCCCGAGGUCCACUGCAGCUCCUGUUGCCACCACUGCAGAUAAACGCAAGGCCAAGGCACCGACGAAGUCUCGUGAGUUUGUUUCAGAUUCUUCAUCGUCAGACUCUGAGGGGAAUGACAGCAUCCUGUCCUCAUCGCAAACACCCAAGUACACAGAGAGUAUCAGGACCCCAGUCUGUGUGUUCUCGCCAAUGGAAGAGAAAGAGCUGUUGUCUCCACUCAGUGACCCCGAGGAACGUUACCCUACAAGACCUCCUCAGCAGCAGGUUUUACUCGUGAAGAUAGAUCUCAGCUUGCUUUCGAGGAUCCCGGGGCGGCCCUACAAGGAGCCUGUAGAGAUAAAAGUGGAGAGGGACGACUCUCUAGACAGGGAGAGCAAAGACUUCAGCAAGCAGAGCUCUGAGAAGAGCUCUUCCAAGGCCAAGAGGAAACACAAGAAUGACGAAGAGGGCACCAAGCCAGAGAGCAAGCGAUGCAAACUAGAGGAGAAGUCCCUAUCUCACCAUAAAAACAGCAGCAAAGAGUCUAAGAGGUCUUUGGAAAAGAAAGAGGAGCCAGUCCCUUCUCCUUCCAUGUCGGGUCCUCAGCGGACCCCCAAGGCAGAGCAUCCGAGUCGGAAGAGGACGGUAAGCCAGUCCUCCACCUCUUUGUCCAGUGGGACAGGAAGUGGGAAGGAGGGAAGCCACAGCACCAAGGGCAAUUCCACCUCCAAACACAGAAAAGGAGAGGACAAGGGACGCAGCACACGCGAUGGCAAGGAGAAAUCCUCAAAGGGUUGUGAUAACCAGCUGGCUGUUCCCCCGCUCUCCACGGACGGCUCCAAGUCUCAGAGAUCCAAGCUGGUGUUUGAGGACAGGGUCCAUUCAGCAGAUCACUACUUACAAGAGGCCAAGAAACUUAAACACAAUGCAGAUGCACUGUUGGACCGCUUUGAGAAGGCAGUUUACUACCUGGACGCUGUGGUGUCUUUCAUUGAAUGUGGUAAUGCUCUGGAGAAGAGCGCCCAAGAGGCCAAGUCCCCCUUCCCCAUGUAUGCUGAAACGGUGGAGCUUAUCAAAUACACUAUGAAGUUAAAAAGCUACAUGGCCCCAGAUGCUACUUCAGCAGACAAGAGGCUAGCUGUGCUUUGCCUACGAUGCCAGUCUCUCCUCUACCUGCGGCUAUUCAAGCUGAGGAAAGACAGUGCACUAAAAUACUCCAAAACACUCACAGAACACUUAAAGAAUUCUCUGAGCAACACCCAGGCUCCCUCUCCUGGAAUGGGAAACAAGGCAGCGGGUAUGCCCUCUCCAGUCUCCCCCAAACUGUCACCAGGCACAGCUGGUGGCUACUCAUCAGCAAGCAGCAGCAGCAGCACCAGCUCGUCUGUGACCAUCCCUCAGCGUAUCCACCAGAUGGCUGCCAGUUACGUCCAGGUCACCUCUAACUUCCUGUAUGCCACCGAGGUCUGGGACCAGGCUGAACAGCUAUCCAAGGAGCAGAAAGACUUCUUCUUGGAGUUGGACAAGGUGAUGGGUCCCCUGAUCUUCAACACCAGCAGCAUGACAGAGCUGGUGCGAUACACACGGCAGGGCCUCCACUGGCUGCGCCUUGAUGCUAAGCUUAUUCCCUAACGGGGACUCAUUGCCUGCACGCUGCUCCCACACAAACACAAACAAAAAACCUCAGCCUCUUGUGUUUAACAACAUGUGCUCAAAGACACACAACCAUGCCCUCACAGACAGAAACAUAUACAACUAGACACUGUGUGCACACACACACACACACACACAGAGCCCACCUCUGGCCCUCCAUGUACACACACCCACACACGAUGAACUUCUCAGACAUAUCUUCAACACUGUGUCCAUUUCCUACACCAGCUUGCCAAAAACACUGAGCAAUUUCGAGCAUCUCACAUCGCAGACAGCACCAGACAGGGAGAAGCAUCAAAACUGCAGCACAGGAACAAAAAGAGCUUACCGCCACACUUCAUAUAUCCGCAUUCAUACAAAAAGAGUAUGCUUAAAAAUAGGGUUUGGUUUUUAGGCUACUUUGGCUUUUAACUUUUUAUUUGACUUUGUUUCACCAAAGUACCUCCCAGAAACACCAAAGGUGCUUUAAAAUGAAGGUUUCUCUUUAUCAUUUUUGUGCCUUGUAUGUGAGCUACAGGAAAACAAACAGCCACCUGUCAUAUCUGAAUAUGUUCCUUUUUUUUCAUUUGUCCUCUUUUGCUUUGCUUCAACUCAUUUAAACACUUAUCAAUGGAUGGAAAGUGGCAACUUUUUUUUUUUUUUUUUUUUUUGUGAAGUCCUAUCAAAAAGCAUUUGGCAUCUCAGAGCAAAGAGGAUGUUGGUCACAUAUUAAAGUACCUUUCUUCAUCUUAAUUUAUCUUUCCUUCAAAGUCUCUUGGCAGUAAAGAUUAAUAUUGAGGCAUGCCCACAAGAUUUGAGGACUGUCGGAAGGGCUACUGUGUACAGCAGAUUAAUACCUCUGACACAUGCAUAUUUAUAAAUGUUAUUUUAUUUUAUCAUUCUGUUAGUUUUUAACAGUGAAUUUCUUUUAUUUUCGACAGUCAUGAAUUUAUAACCCUGCUAGAAAAUGAUUGAUUGUUCAAACCACUGUCUGGUUUGAUGCAAGGAGCAGCAUGGCCUCUAGGGGGCGCUCGCGGGGGCUGCAAGACUCCUGCCCUUAAUAAAAUCGAUCAUGUCAAUGUUCUUUCUGAGAUUUGGUGUCUUUGAAACUCCAGAAUACAAGCGUCUUAUUAUGAAAUGUUUUUACACUCGUAGCUACAUUGUUCACUGAGAAAUUUCCUCGGGGACGAGUCACUUCCGGACAGUGUUAUUCUUUCUUUUUUUUGAUGCCCUUUUUUUGCCCAGCGUGUAUUUUUCUAAGGAACAGCAGGGAGUGUUUUAAGUAUUGAAAUAAUUUCCACGUAUACAAUGCAGUUAUUAAUGUUGCAGUUUAUAAAAAAACGGGCCUGAGUGACCACUAAUUUGGCACAACAAGAGCAAAUUAACGUGAAAGGAAAGAUGUUCCUUUUUUAGAGAGUCAUCAGCAGUGUUGCAUUUAUAGUUGAGAUUUACAUCUAUGAUUAUAUAUAACGUCCAAUAUAGAUUUUAUUUAUAUACCAAGCUGUUGUUGUUGUUUUUUUUUUCCCCAUCUUCUGGCCAAGAGCAGAAGUAUAACUUCAAAUGCUUACUUGUAAAACAGGGUUGAACCAGAGUUAUAAGAUGCAAAGUAUUUGUACAUGUAAUUUUUCCUGUUUAAAUUUCCAAAUCUUAAUAAUAUUUGUAUUACAAGCCGCUGGAUAAGAAAUGCAUCAGGUAGUUGUUGUUAACGUGGUACAGCAGGCAGUGUGACAGCAUGUGUCUGCUGUCCAGAUGUGAACAUUUGUGGUUGGUUGUUUUGAAUUACUGGUUUUCAUCAGAGGGAGUAUGAAUGCUGGUAGUUUUGAAUGAAGACACUGACACCCAAUGUUUCUGUUGAUAUUUGGGUGUUUUGUAGUGGUCAGUGACAUGAAGGACUUUUUUUUGUUUUUCACCCACUUUCUACAAAAACAUGCUGGAAAUAUUAAAGCCUGGGCCAGAUAGUAUUCAUGGACACUAUUAUUGGUUGGUUUUGUUUUGGUUAAUGGCAGACAAGUUCGACUAAGAGGAAAGUGACAGGAAGUUUUAAGACUUGUGUCUGUAACUUUCUGGUACUUUUCAAACAUAAGUUAAGUGUAUUUUCUGAGUUUUUUUCCCAUCUCAAGAUAAAACAAUUCUGAAGAAUUACUAUUUGGCCCAGCUUUGAACUGUUUUUUUGUUGUGUUUUGUAUUUUGUUUCCUUCACUGGCUCCCUGGCCUUUACUGUAGGAGGGGGUACUGUUAUUUCCUCUUGCACUUGAAAAAGAGAAAGUCAGAGGAGGUAUUAUUUUAAUCUAUGCAGGAUUUUUACAAAUAAAGGAUCUGUUUCUGUGGGGGGGAAAAAAAUAAUUUUUAGGCUUUUAAUUCUUAGGAUUGGUUCUCUCCCCCACUCGUUUUUUUUCCGCCUCAGUGAGAAACCUGUUGAACUCAAGUGUCCGAUGCCUUUAGCUUUUGCAGUUUGUGUACUGGUUUAGUAUAUAUGUGUAAAUAGAUCUGUUUUUCUAACCAAACCACAGAUGGCUUGAGCCAUUUUGUACUUAAAGCUGGAGGCCACUUUUCUCAUAGGAAUUCCUCUGCGGGUUUUGCCAGCCCAGUCAAUGUCUUCAUACACUGGUACACUUUGUAAGUACAGGUCCGCGCCUUGUGUUCCCCCACACUAUCUUGUAGUUAAGUGUACAAAAUUUAGCAUUAGAGUAAUUUUUAACAGUUUGCUACUCACACUUAUUUAUUUUUCUGCCCCUUUGCUUAAUGUUUUUUUUUUUUUUUCUAUUAUGCUAUUUUAAGGAGUACCAUUUUAUGAAAUAGGAAGAUGUAAAUGUAUUGGGGUUAUUCAUGAUGAGAUUUCAUUGUAAGUAGUAAUAUUAAUUCUAUCUUGAAAAAAUCCAGGGUAAGAUGAGGGUUUUUUUUUUUUGGACAUUCGGUAGGAAGAUGUUAACACUUGCAUGUUUCUAUUUAAAUACAAAUGUAUAAAUUGUAAAUAUAACAUUUCUUUAAGGGUGAAUUUCUACUACAGGUUGACAUUUUUAUUGAAAUUUAAAAAUGCUGUAAAUACAUUUGAGAUACUUUAUGCACAUUUUGUUUUUCUCUUUGGGCUCUUGUGUUCUCUCCUUCUUCCAAUCUGUUACAAAAGGCAUUUCAGUCUCUUAACUGUAUAUCAUAUUGAUCUCUCGGUCCUUUUCUUACCGUGCUUGUACUCUUUGUCUUCUGCUUCACUGUCUCUCAGUUUCAUGAUUGCCACAUAAUCAUUAAUGUGUCUAGAUCCAAGUGCGAAUAUUUUGUCUUCUCUGUAUUUGAUAUGGAGGCGUGUACUUUUCAUGAAAUGUAUAUUGUUGAUCUCAUUGAAUGGAUGGAUGGAUGGCUGGUGUGUACAGUCUGUUAUGUAAAACCAUGUCUGUUUUAGUCCUCAUGAGAGAGAUGUAUUUACUAUUUGUCCCUUUUGAACAAUUGGUCCAACUUGUCUUUUGAAACAGAGGUAUUUCUCUACAGGUUAAAACAGUUGUAGCAGUUUAUACAGUAUGUUGUAUAACACCCUUUUUUCUAAAAGUCGUCUCUGAAGUGAGACCAGCAGCAUACACUAUGUACAAUAGUCUAAAUUGGAUUAGUUUUAAGAGAACUGAUGAUAGAGAUACUAUAUAUGAUGGAUGCAAUAUGAUUAAAGGUACUCAUCGAGUUUGAUCUUCAAACUUAGUUUAUGUAAUUUAAAAGCAUUCUUGUGAAGUGAGUAUUACUUGUGACUAAUGAGAGUCUGUCCUGAAUAUUUGUAUUUUGCCGUAUCAAGAAUAAAAUAUAUAUGGAUAUGUUUAA